Messenger RNA from Drosophila rhopaloa, 6538 nucleotides. It is a transcript of the gene hlk, whose product is annotated as FK506-binding protein 5. Bases 427 to 5043 code for a protein of 1538 amino acids. The transcript has 18 exons. The record is from RefSeq and is a predicted model, not a curated record. Lineage: Eukaryota; Metazoa; Arthropoda; Insecta; Diptera; Drosophilidae.
CGGACCUCUGCACGGAGUGGAACAAAAUCUGAAAAGCAAAGAGUACAGUCCGCGGAAAACGUUCAAUUAAUAGAAGCAAGAAGCAAUAUAUAUAAUCUAAUUUUUCUCAUCUAUACCCUACAUAUAUUUCGGCUGUAUAUGUAUCAGUGUACCAAAAGUUGUUAUACAUAAAAUAAAUUGCGAAAGAAAGAAAUACCAUUAUCAACUAAAAAUAGUGACCGAUUCUCAAAGGAAUACAAAAUUUAAUAACGAAAAAAAAUCAUCAAACGACGAGAACGAAUUAAUUAUAAAAUAUAUAACCAAAAAAGAGCAGACACACGCCCGCAUGUUCGAGUUAAGGGUUUAGAAUACUGUCGACGCACCGAACCGAAGGUAGAACCGUAACCGAUUCCGAUUGUGAGUGAGGUGGGGGGAUCGAAGCGAAGGAUGACUUUCACUCGCCUCAAGACUCUUUCGCUGCUCGUGUGUGCUCUGCUGGCACUGAGUUUUCCCGGAUAUGUGAACGGCGGCGCUAACAACAACAAGAAGGGCUCGCAGCCAGCGGCCCCAGUUGAACCUGAGGCCGUUAUCGAGGAGGUCAAUGCCAAGCAGCUGGAAAAGCUCCUGGCCGACAAGGAUUACGUGGCCGUCUUCUGGUAUGCUCGUAGCUGCGUGACCUGUGAUAAGGUUUUAGCGGAACUCGAGAAGAUCGACGAUGACACCGACUCCUUCGGUGUGGACUUUGUGAAAAUCAACGACAAACGACUAGCCAAACAGUAUGGCAUCAAGAAUUUCCCCGCCCUGACCUACUUCAGGGAAAAGGAGCCCAUCAUAUACGAUGGCGAUCUCAUGGACGAGGAGGGAGUGCUCGACUUCCUCACCUCUUUGGAGGCCAUGGAUCUGCCUGAUCGCAUCGAGGAGGUCAAUUCCAAGAUAUUGCAGAAGAUCAUCGAGGACACCGACUUCGUGGCCGUUCUUUUCUGUCCAGAUCAUGAAACAUGCCCGCCCAGGGUUAUGGACAAACAGCAAUGCCGCAAGUGCGCCAAGGCCUUGCAGGAGCUGGAGAAUAUCGACGACGAAGCUGAUCAGCUUGGCAUCGGGUUUGUGAAAAUACACGACGAGGCCUUGGCCGACGAAUACAAUCUCGGCAGUCUGCCAGCCCUGGUCUACUACCGCCACCAGACUCCGAUCAUAUACGAAGGUGAACUUCAGCGGGAGGAGGACGUCUUGGAAUGGUUGGUGCAGAAUAAGUCGACGGGCGAUGAAGAUGAUGUCAUUGAGGACGUCACUUCGAAGACUCUGUCGACGCUAAUCAGCAAUAUCGACAACCUAGUUGUGCUAUUUUAUGAUCAUGGAAAUGACGAUUCGAUGACCGUGUUGGAGGAGCUAGAGCAAAUCGACGACGACUGCGACAAGCAUGGCAUUCAGUUUGUGAAAAUUGACGAUGCCAAGGCGGCAGGCGAUUACGGAAUCGAUUCGAUUCCGGCCAUUGUUUACUUUGAAAAAGAAAUUCCAAAUGUGUACGACGGCGAUCUCAUGGACGAGGAGCAGAUUCUGAAAUGGUUGUUGGGACAGUUGGAACGGGAUGAGAUCGAGGAUGUCACCGACGAAAUGCUCGACACAAUGAUCAAAGAAGGACGCGUCAUUGCAGUGCUGUUCUACGACAACAACGACAAGAAGUCCCAGAAAGUGCUCGAAGAGCUCGAGAACAUUGACGACGAGUGCGACGCCCUGGGCAUUACUUUCGUGAAGAUCGACAAUCCCGAGGAGGCCGUUGAAUAUGGCAUCAAUAAAGUUCCUAAACUGAUAUACUUUGAAAAAGGCAUUCCAACUAUUUACGAAGGCAAUCUGGAGGACGAGGAGAAGCUCCUGAAAUGGCUAACAGACCAAACGAGCUCCGAUCAAAUCGAGGACAUCACCGACGAAAUGUUGGAUUUGAUCAUUGAGAAAAUGCCCCACGUUGCUGUUCUCUUCUACGACAAAGACCAAAAGAAAUCACAGAAAAUCCUCGCAGAAUUGGAAAACAUUGACGAUGAGUGCGAUCAGAAUGAUAUAGCCUUUGUCAAGAUCGAUGAUGACAAGGAGGCCAAAGAAUGGGGUAUCGAUGAGAUACCGUCGAUUGUACUCUUUGAACGUGGCAUUCCACACAUCUACGAGGGUGAUCUGAUGAAAGAGGAUGAGCUGCUUGGCUGGUUGGUGCACCAGAAGCGCUAUUCCGAAAUUCCCGAAGUCACUGACGAGAUGAAGGACAAACUGGUCGAGAACACCGAGCACUUGGCGGUUAUCUUCUAUGACAAGGACGAUAAGCAGGAUAUGCGCAUCCUGAACGAACUUGAGAAUAUUGACGAUGAGCUGGAGAAGGAGGGAAUUGUCAUUGUGCGCAUCGAUAACGCCGCCGAAGCUAAGGAAUAUGGUCUCGACCAUUUGCCCGCUCUCAUUUACUUCGAGAACAAGAUCCCGGCCCUCUACGAGGGUGAUCUGAUGAACGAGGAUGAGGUUCUCGAGUGGCUCCUGGUCCAGAAGAAGACGGCCACCAUUGAGGAGGUGACUGAUGAGAUCCUGGUCAACCUGAUCAACGAGCACGAAUAUGUCGUUGUUUUCUUCACGGGUCCCUGCGAACCUGGCGAGACCUGCGACCACACUCUGAAUGCCCUGGAAAGCAUCGACGAUGAGUUGGACGAGGCUGGCAUCAUCUUCGUCACCACCGAGGAUACCGGAGUCGCUAAGAAAUACAAUGUCAAGACCUAUCCACGCCUGGUGUUCUUUAGGAACCGUGAUCCACUGCACUUCACUGGAGAUUUGGACGACGAAGACGAAGUGUUGGCCUGGAUUACUGACGACGAAACCCUCGAAAUUCCCGGAAAAAUUGAGGAGGUCAAUGUGAAGAUGUUGGACAAGAUCUUGGCUGAAAACGAUCACGUUGUGGUGUUCUUCUAUGCUGAGGGUGAUAAGAAGGCCCAGAAGAUCCUUAACGAGCUGGAGAACAUCGAUGACGAAUGCGAGGAAAAAGACAUUGACUUUGUAAAGACAUCCGACGAUGAUAUUGAUAAGGAAUACGAUCUGCCCAGUCUGCCGGCACUUGCAUUUUAUAGACAUAAGUUUAGAACAAUUUACACCGGUGACCUGAUGAAGGAAGAGGAAAUUCUUGAGUGGGUUAUUGAUUUGCACGAGUCUACAGCUGAUGUCAUUGAAUCUGUGGAUCGUAAGACCCUGCAAGUUUUGAUCAACGAUGUUGAGCACCUGGCUGUGUUCUUCUACGAUGAUGAAUGCGAAUCGUGUUCUGAAAUCUUGGAAGAGUUGGAAAACAUCGACGAUGACACCGAUAAGCACGGAAUACAAUUUGUCAAAUCGAAUGAUGUUAAGCUUGCCCAUGAAAUCGGCAUUUUCGCAUUCCCAGCUUUGGUCUACUACGAGACCGGCGUCCCGAUUAUGUAUGAUGGUAAUCUUAAAAAUGAAAACCGUGUGCUGCAGUGGUUAGUCAAUCAAAAGAGAAAUGAUGACGACGCAAGUGAUGAAAAAAUUCUUAAAUUGCGCUAUCCCAAGGAAAGCGAUGAGGAUAAGAGGGAAAGAUUAAAGCGUCUACAGAAUGUGAUACGAAAAGAAAGAUUACGAAAAAGUAGACGAGAUAAUGAGGAUGAAGAUGAUGGGGAUGAGGAAGAUACAACUGGGGAGAAAAAAGAUACUGAUAGGGACGAAGAGGACGACGAUGACGAAGAAGAUAAUGAUAAAGACGACGAAGACGAAGAUGAAGACGACGAAGACGAAGAUGACGAAGAUAAUGACAAUGAUAACGAGGACGAGGAAGAUAACGAUGACGAGAACGGGGAUGACAAUGAAAAUGAUGACGAGGACGAAGAUGACGAUGAGGAUGAGAAAGAUAAAAAUGAUGAGGACGAGGAUGAGGAUGACGAGGAAGGGGAUGAUGAAGAAGAUAAUGGAGAUAACGAGGAUGGGGACGAGGAUGACGAGGAAGAUACUGAUAAGGACGAUGAGGACGAGCAUGAGGAUGAAGAAGAUAAUGGGGACGAUGAGGAUACAAAUGAUGACGAUGAAGAUGUAGAUGAAGAUGAAGAUGACGAUAAUGCAGAUGAAGAUAAUGAGGAUGCAACUGGGGAAGAAAAUGGUGACGAAGACGAGAACGAAGAAGACGAAAACGACGAUGACGAGAACGACGAUGACGAGAACGACGAUGACGAGAACGACGAUGACGAGAACGACGAAGACGAGAAUGGCAAAGACGACGAUGACGAAGACAAUACUGACAAGGACGAUGAAGAUGAGAAUGAGGAUGAGGAUGACGAAGAAGAUGGGGACGACGAGGAUACAAAUGGGGAUGACAAAGAUGGAACUGGGGAGGAAGAUGAGGAGGACGAUGACGAAGAAGAUAUUAAGAGUAAACCAAAAUAUAGGCACACGGCCAAAGGUCGAACGAUACAUCGCCUUGCUGACCUUUGCUCAGGUCGGCUUAUAGAUGAAAUAGAUGACGAAUGUUUCUAUGUUGGAUUGGGUCAUGACGGCCAUUCAGCUAAGCGCGGCAACAAUUUCGUGCCCAACGAUUACAAACCAUUCCAAUGCUGUCCAACCAAAUUGGAGAAGUCAACGAAAGUUCCUAAGAUGACGGCCCAGCGGAUCGGACACAGCGAGGGCGAUCAGGGCAAGCGUCCAGGCGUUGGCGGCGGCAACUUCCAGUUCGCCGGCUCGGCAUCCACAUCCACCACGACCGGCAAGUCGGCCAGCAAGCCGGCGGCGACCAAGAAGCAGGCCAAGGUCUCCAAGGACACCGAUGACGAUGACGAGGACGACGACGACGAGGAGAAGCCCCUGGUCAAGGUGUCGUAUGCCAACAAGCGCUCGGGAGGAAGCAACAAGCCGCAGGCGGGCAAGAAGCCGGUAGCCAAGGGAAAGGACAAUGACGACGAGUCCCAGGAGGUGGAGAAGGUGUCCAAGCAGAAGGCGUCGAAGAAGUCCGGCAAGCUGAAUGUGAAAACCGGCAUUAAUUUUUUCCAAAAUCGACUAAAAAAUUUGUAUGAUAUCAUUUUUCAGGAUAUCUCUCUGUGGGAGUAAGGCAACAAUUGUAACUGAAUGUGGAUAUCCACAGACAGUUAGAUAGUGAUUGUAUGAUUGAAUGAUAUGCCAUACUAAAGUAGCACGUAUACGCACUGUUGUCAACCGAUAAAAACAAAUAUCAAACCAAAACCAAACCAAAACCAACUCAAUCCUGUAUAGCCACGAAAAGAACCUUCAAUGACAGGUUUCUAUAAUUAAAUGUACAUCAUCUAUGUGUGACUGCAAAAGACAUCAACUAUGACAAGAACCAACUGAAUAACUGAAUUCGUAUGGCUGUGUGUCCGUAAAAAUGAGGUCCCUCCUCACUAACCUUGAAAUGCCCGGUGCACUACUAUUAUAUCAAAUACUCAUUCAUCCCCAGUGCCUGAUCAGAUCAUUGUCCACACAUUUCUAAGCCGCAACACAAUAAUCGUUGUUCCACGUUGAGAAGAUCUACGAGUAGCAGAAUCACACAAAGCCCAACAUAAUUACAAAUUAAUCAAGAACUAGAAAAAAACGUACUAACUUAAACUUUGUUGAUACUUUCACUUAACUAUUUUCAAGAGGGGCCGCAUCGCCAAAGUGGACCCCGGAUCUAUAACUAAACUAAACCAAUCAUUUGUUGCAUUUUGUCAACGGAUUUCAACAAACUUUGUUCAAACUAAAAGCAAUUACUUCAACAAACAACUAUCAAACUUCUGAGAACUUUCACUUGUAUAUUUAGCCAGCAAACUUUGUUAUUAACAAUUCAAUCGGCCAUUGUCUAUUGUCAAUAACAAGCGCCUAAUCUUUUUUGAUACUACUUCUUUUUGUCACAAUAUACAAUUUACAUUGUAGUUAGUCUAAUUUUAACAAGAGCCAAAGCAAAUAAAACAAAACGAAACGAAACGAACAAACGGAUAAAAUAUUUUUUGAAACAAUUUACACAUGACAGUGCCCAACUGUUAACUAUUUUAACUGAAACGUGUAACGAUGAGAGCUUUCUACAGUUUUUCAUGAUAACAACAUUUAGAGCCACUAGCCAAUAUACUGUGUAACCAGAGAUUUUUAUCAAAUAUGUUGCAGCUCACACGCCGUAUACUUAAUUUUGUUGUAUAUUUAUGAAAACGAAAAUCCAAUAUUUCUCGCAGAACAAUGGCCUCGCAUCCAAUGUAGCUCGCCAAUUUGUUUCAUUUGUUUUCUUCUGAGAGCGAUACCUGUACCGCUCGCUGUUGUUUUUGUUAUCGGUAUUUACAAAAUAUCGAAUUAUAAAUCUUUAUCAUUAUGUUUUCUUAAGCUAAAGUCUAUCACUCUACACGCAAUUGUAACUAAAUCCAACAUAUAUGUAAACAAAUUUUGUUGAACAGCAGCAGUUAAGUCAAGAUCAAGCGAAUGUAUUUUUGUCAAACAAAUUUUCAAAAUGAAAAUUUUGUCAGAUUGUAAGAAGCAAACGCAAAUCAAACUGAAAGCACUUUUGUAAACAUAAUAACUGAAAGAAAUUGUAAGAAUAUUCAAUAAAAACCAUCCAACUCAA